CAACAUUUGAUGUUCGAUUUUACUAAUGCCUAGUAGUCGACAUGCAUCCACUAGAAACUAAGCGCAUACAGGCCGAUCCUCCACUCAACCCCGCAGAUCUUGACCUCAACUGCAACCAUUGAAAAUGUUUAUACCAACAUUCAACUCUUGACACUCAUAUUCGUUAUUAUGCGUACGAGAUCGACCAUUUCCACCCCGGACGGCAUUACUUGGCACUAUGAGCAAGAAGGCACCGGCCCGGAUAUCAUCCUGAUCCCCGAUGGUCUGGGUGAGUGCCAGAUGUUCGACAAGCCAGCAUCCCUGAUUGCAGCCAAGGGGUUCCGAGUCACCACUUUCGACAUUCCAGGCAUGUCGAGGUCUGCAGAUGCUCCCCCAGAAUCCUACCAGGAGGUCACAGCGCAGAAAUUAGCGAAACAGGUCAUCCUCUUGCUGGACGAGCUGCAUAUUGGAAUGGCUACGUUCUGGGGCUGUAGCUCCGGCGCUUCGGCCGUCUUAGCCAUCAUCGUAGACUACCCGACGCGUGUGCGAAACGCUUGCGUUCAUGAAGCCCCUACAUCCCGUGCUGACAGCCUGAUUGCGCUGGGCAAGGCUGGCGAUGAGACUAUCGUCGACGUCCUGACAGUAUCUAUGCGCGACCGUAUGUCUGGGAACGUUGAAGCAUGGGACGCACUGGGUGCCGAGGCGCAUGCUAGACUUCGCAGGAACUAUGUCCGCUGGGCACGCGGAUACCCCGUCACCCUGCCGACAUCCACGCCGGUUGGGAAUUUAGAAGACCUGAAGAAGCGACCGCUGGCUUGGACCGUGGGUGCAUCGACAUUGACGCACGUUUUCAUAAAUAAUAUUGUGACUGCCACCAAGAUUGGUGCUUCUGUCGGUACCCUUCCCGGCUUGCAUUUUCCGUAUGUCUCGCAUCCCGAGGUUUUUGCGCAGUAUAUGGUUGAUACGACGAGAAAGUAUCUGUGAGGUAUUCACUCUGUAAUCAGAUUUAACAUGUAGGUGGU
Molecule: messenger RNA, 1001 nt
Organism: Talaromyces proteolyticus
Lineage: Eukaryota; Fungi; Ascomycota; Eurotiomycetes; Eurotiales; Trichocomaceae
Product: zearalenone hydrolase
Exons: 1
Coding region: 169-963 (264 amino acids)
Source: RefSeq, a predicted model, not a curated record